Orycteropus afer afer is the source of this 1335-nucleotide messenger RNA. It is a transcript of the gene PPM1F, whose product is annotated as protein phosphatase, Mg2+/Mn2+ dependent 1F. Lineage: Eukaryota; Metazoa; Chordata; Mammalia; Tubulidentata; Orycteropodidae. Gene Ontology annotation, molecular function: cation binding; protein serine/threonine phosphatase activity. Gene Ontology annotation, cellular component: cytosol. The record is from RefSeq and is a predicted model, not a curated record. Gene Ontology annotation, biological process: protein dephosphorylation; negative regulation of protein kinase activity.
GCACUCGGAAUGGCCUCUGGCGCCCCACAAGAGAGCCACCAGAGGGCCGGUGGCACAGAGGAGACCCUGGACUUCCUGGACGCCUUUCUGCGGGACUUCCCAGCCCCCCCAGGCCCCGAGAGCCCUGUGCCGUGGACAGCCCCGGGGGUGGCUCUUAGCCGGGAGGAGGUGCCAGGAGAGCUCACUGAGCUGGUGCGGAGAUUCCUGGAGAGCAGGAGCGCCCCCCCCGUGCUGGCCGCGGCCCUGGCCCACGCAGCCGUUUCCCUGGUGUUGCAGACAGACCUCUCGGAGUUCAGCAAGCCGCCUGGGCAUGAGGAGGAGGAGGAAGAGGACGACAAGGACCCUGUGACCUGCCUGGACGCCAGGGCCCUGGCACGGAUCCUCUUCACCCAACUCUGGGAUGUGUGCAGCCGGUGGCAGGAGCACGCGUCGCCCACCGCUGGGACUCCUCAGCGACAGUGGCUGGUCUCCGCCCACGCCAUCCGAAACACCCGCCGCAAAAUGGAAGACCGGCACGUGUCGCUGCUGGCGUUCAACCAGCUCUUUGGCCUGACCGAUGCCACGGACCGCGCCUAUUUUGCCGUGUUCGAUGGUCAUGGAGGAGUGGAUGCCGCACAGUUUGCCGCCACGCAUGUACACGCCAACGCUGCCCGCCAGCCCCAACUGUCCACAGACCCCGCAGGUGCCCUCAGGGAGGCCUUCCGGCUCACCGAUGAGAUGUUUCUGCGGAAAGCCAAGCGAGAGCGCUUACAGAGCGGUACCACGGGAGUGUGUGCGCUCAUCGUGGGCAGCACCCUGCACGUCGCCUGGCUGGGGGACUCCCAGGUCAUCCUGGUGCAGCAGGGGCAGGCUGUGAAGCUGAUGGAGCCUCACAGGCCCGAGCGGCAGGACGAGAGGGAGCGCAUCGAAGCGCUGGGUGGCUUCGUGUCUUACGUGGACUGCUGGCGAGUCAAUGGGACCCUGGCCGUCUCCAGGGCCAUCGGGGAUGUACUACAGAAGCCGUACGUGUCCGGCGAGGCAGACGCGGCCUCCCGGGAGUUGACUGGCUGCGAGGACUACCUGCUGCUCGCCUGUGACGGCUUUUUUGACUUCGUGCCUGCCCAGGAGGUCACGGGCCUGGUCCAGAACCACUUGGCCCGGCAGCAGGGCUGCGGGCUCCACGUCGCCGAGGAGCUCGUGGCCACGGCCCGGGAGCAAGGCUCCCGCGACAACAUCACCGUCCUGGUGGUCUUCCUCCGGGACCCCCGGGACCUGCUGGAGGGCCGGCUCCAGGGGGCUGGGGACUCGCCCGUCGCCCCGUCACAGCCCGAGGCGCUCGUGGCCCCGAGAAGCUAA